GACAGUAGUUCUAUAUUCGUCAAGUCUUAUUCGACAAAAACGUCGAGUCCAUUGUUGACGACACCCUCGCCGACGACGACGUUCAGUGUGUAUUCACUUGCCGACCACUUCACGGUCUCCUUCGCCACCCUCUCACCGGGCAUCCCACGGCACAUCCGCGCUCUCGUCUCAACCACCCCAGGAGCCACCACUAGCUACGGACGGAGGCGAGGUCUCCUGUAUCUGUGGGUUCACCUGCGAUGACGGUUUCUGUAUCGCUUGCGACGUCUAUUCGUCAUGCCACCUGCUUUGGUAUGGUUGAGGGACCCGUACAACAAGAAUGGCGGUGUUAGGUGUGUCAGGAUGGCAGGAUCGGCGAGCAGCAGAGAGAGGGAGCCGUUACAUAAACCACAGAAGGUCAACGUUGCGAAGACCAACAUCCCACCGCAGGAUGAGAAGCCGCGACGACCGAGCACUGUUAUUGCGCUUUCCACAGAUUGUGCAGACCUGUACGCAACCAAGAACAGGAGACGAGCCUCGAUCCUGAGUUCAGCGGGUGACCCUCGAGCUCAUGCCAACCAUCAGCAGCUAUCCGCCCAGGUUCGUCAAGCAUUUCUCAACCCUCACUGGCGUAUUGCCGACGUUUCCCUGCUAGACGCCUGCCCUCACGCCUUACAAGACGGAAAUGCCUUCCCAUCAAAUAUCAGUGCUCGUUCGUUUGUACUUCUGCUCCCACAUUGUGUUCAUGUUGCAUAGAAGAACACGAUGUUGUCCGUUUACAAGCCUCUCUGCACUCAGUCUUGGACAAGGUCAGUAUAUUUCAAGUUUCGCACCACAUUUAAGUCGGAACGGGCGUUGCAUAUGGAC
This is a messenger RNA of Pisolithus orientalis, 846 nucleotides long. RefSeq lists its product as uncharacterized. Lineage: Eukaryota; Fungi; Basidiomycota; Agaricomycetes; Boletales; Pisolithaceae. The transcript has 3 exons. Bases 277 to 735 code for a protein of 152 amino acids. The record is from RefSeq and is a predicted model, not a curated record.